UUGAUUUUCUGAUGGAGGCCUAUCUCCGCCGUUCUCAGAGAUACUAACACCAUUUGGACUGGAACGAAGAGAAAACACACUCUUUAAACAAACUUUAAAAUCCAAACUUUUAACUUAAAGUUCAUAUGACUCAGAGCAUAGCUCAGGUUGCUCAUAACUGCGUGAUAAGAGGAACAUGACCUUUGCACCAGUGCUGAACUGUCCUUCAGUCCCACUUUCUAAUGGUUUGCAGAUACCGAUACUUGGAUUAGGCACAUCACAUAAUGGUGGAUACUCCCAUGAUGCUGUUGUGUAUGCACUCACUGAGUGUGGUGUGCGCCACAUUGACACAGCAAAGCGCUAUGGCUGUGAGCAGGAACUGGGUAAAGCUAUCCGAGAAAGUGGACUAGCGCGAAGUGAUCUGUGGCUCACCAAUAAACUGUGGCCAGGAGACUACGGAUACAAAGCUGCAAAGAAGGCCUGCCUCGACUCCUGCUCACUGAUGGGAGUUGAAUGUUUUGAUCUGUACCUGAUGCACUGGCCAGACUCAUGGCAACCUGGUUGUUCGAACAGAGAGAUGAGAGCUGAGACCUGGAGAGCUUUGGAAGAACUUUAUAAAGAAGGGGUGUGCCGUGCUAUUGGCGUGAGCAACUUUCUGGUCCAUCACCUGGAGCAGUUAAAGGAAGACUGUAGUGUGACGCCACAUGUUAACCAGGUGGAGUACCAUCCUUUCCAGCAGCCCAUUCACCUGAUGGAGUACUGUCGUCGGGAGGGGAUUGCAUUUGAAGGGUACAGUCCACUGGCCAAGGGUCAGGUCCUCAGCGACCCCACUGUUCUCCACAUAGCAGAAAAGCACAGACGCACGCCUGCUCAGAUCUGCAUCCGCUGGAGCAUUCAGAAUGGAGUUGUCACCAUACCAAAAUCCAUCAACAAGAAGAGAAUACAGGAAAACUGUCAAGUGUUUGGGUUCCAGCUGGAGGAGGGGGACAUGGCCGCGUUAGGAAAACUGCAUGAUGGAAGACACGUUACUUGGGAUCCAACGAAUGUGGAGUAACACACGUCCAUCGACAUACCAUGCCCACAUUGCUUGGCAAAAUCUUCCAUAAUAAAGUUGUUGUCAUAGGGGCACUGUGUUUUUUUGGCAGCUCUAAACAAAGAACAUUUUUACUUUUAUUUUGAAAGAAAAUGCUUCUGGACCUUUCAACCAUACUGCACAGUCCCUUAGCAAUCUUGAGGAGACUCCAUCUGCUGGCAAAGACCGUGUGGCAUAGUUGAAAGCUCCAGAACAAGUAAGCGGACCUUAAGUCAAGAUUGUUCUGUCAACUGCUUUUUGUUUCUCUGACCUCUUCUGCUGUUCCUGUAACUGCUCCCAACACAAUGUCAAGAUGCACUGACCACACCCUGAACACACUUUACAUCAUUGCAGAAAGGUGAAAGCUUCACCACUGGAGGUCAGAAAAGAAGAGUUUCGGCUACUGCAAAGUUGCCCAUUAACUUGAACUGUUUUUUAAAAAAUAAAUAAAACAAUGACACAAACAUUUCAGAGUUAGCAAUAUCAUUUAAUCUUUCCCCCUCAGCUUAGAAUCACUGUUGUACAUAAGUUACAUUUUGUUUUCUCAAUUUCACAGGUUCAUUUUUUUUCCUCUUCAAACUUCCAGUUUGACCUCCCUCUCGUAUCAAACAAAAAAAAGCAGAUUGUAUUAUACAAAAAUGCAAACCAAUUUUCACACAGUGAAUUCUCUUACAAAGUCAUAAAAUGGCGUAAUAAUGGCUACAUCCACAUUGGAGGAAGAUAAUUCUAGACAUUCCUUAAUGGAGUAUAAUAUACAUAUAAAAACUUCUUUUUUCUUGCUGAAAUCAAACCUGUACCUUAAUUUAAGAGAUAUUUUACAAGGGAGUAAUCAUAUAAAAAAGCCAUUUGCGAAUUUCCCCAGAAAGUCAGGGAAUAAAAUGUGAGCCUCAAACAGCAGUAACAGAGUUCAGUGGUCAAGGGUGGGAGUGGAGGGGUUAAUUGGUUAUGUAAAUGAGGGCUAGAGGCAGCAGUUUCACUCAGAAACAAAAACACACAGGAGAUUGAAAUGAACAUUUCUGCUACUCAAUAUAUAGUAACCAUCCCCUAAGCCAUUGUGUGUCAGUUCUGCUGAGCUAAAGGCGUUUUAGGCUCAUUCAGACCUGCAUAGACCUAUCAGGUAGAAUCAACAUUGUGAGAAUUUUGGUUGACUUGCACUUAAGAGAGAAUGAGAGAAAACAUUGAAUUAACACCAUUAAAUGUUGCCAAUUCAUGGCCAAACCCCAUUUUCUCUUUUUCUAAGUCAUUAUAAAUUAAGUUUCUGAAAAAUGUAUGACCGCAGAAUUAAACUCUGUUGCCAAUUUUGUGUGAAUAGUUGUCAAAGAGAAACUAAAUCAUUGUGUCACUCUUGUAUCUCACUUGCUGUUGAACUCACAUCAGGUCAGUUGAUGCAUUCAAGACUGUAAGACUUGCAGGUCAGUAAAUUCACUCAACUACUGCAGAAACAAACAAAAAGAAAGAACAGACAUUUCCUUAAAAAAAACUAAACAAAACAAUAAAAUAACCAUUUUGCUUCAAACCUUGAGAAAUUUGUGUUAUUGCAUUGUAGCUGUUUUGUAUGACAUUUUCAAAAAGAGGGAUGGGUCUGCUAGAGUUCAUCUGUAUGACUCUAAAUCAUGCCAAUUCCGUCACCCCCAGUUAUCUCAUGCUCCUAAAGCAGACGGGGUAAAGGAGCAUUACAAGAGGAUUUAAGGCCAACCUUUCAUCAGAGUAUCCUUGGUGGGGGUGUGUGGGUGGGGGGAAAUCCCAACACUUUUCUAAUACCUCAACACUAUCACCCAGUACAGCACACUUUGAGGGGAAAAAAGAAAAACUUAGUCAGGGUACAUUUUCUACAAUACAAUCUAGCACACACAAAACUUCUCCAUAAAUUUUCCAAAGUUACAGAAUUUUGUCUUCUUUGGAAGCAUAGUCUAUAAAGAACAUCUUUGUUUGAACACAAACGAUUAAGUGAACACACAUCAAUGCGCACAGAAGUCCUUCAUCUGGGAAAGGAUAAAGUCUGUGUUGGCAACCAGUGGACAGAAAAACAAAUCAAACAACAAGAAAAAAAAAAAAAAUUUGCUGAUUCUUAGUAGAGAUCAUUUAAUAUAAAUGCUGAGCGAGUAGAAUAAGAGGUGGCACGUUAAUAGUGCUUUAGUAUAUUAAUGUAUGUAUACAUACUCAUAUGUAUAAGUGAGCUGUGUACCUAAACAAUAAAUGUAGCGAGAAAAUCCAGAGGCUUGAAGUGUGGUUGGAAAAACUAAAAAAGAAACAAAAAAAGAAAACCCGAAACAUCCACUAUCAUGGUGCUGACAACUUGGAAGAGAUGCCCAUCAAGCAACCCAGAUGAGGAUGGAGGACACAAAAACAUUUGUGUCUUUCUUUAAUUGACUCAUCAGUUAUCAGGGAUUUGUCAAACUCUGUCAGUUUCUCAGUACCCCUCGUCUGACCGAAACGGAGGCUCGACGUUAAACUACAAUGACUUGACCCCAGAGCAUUUCCUCUAUCCUUCAACCGUUCAAGCACAAGGGCUCACUCGCUCUCAGCAGAGCUGUCAAACUGUUGCUGAUCAUGCUAAUUGUUUACAGAAGGCAAAGAGCUCCACGUAGAGCAUCAGCAGUAAACAAUUUACACGAUGCAGAAAGAGCAGUAAUAAUGGUAAUGAUGGUGAUGAUGACAGCAAGCUAUGAAGAGAAAAAUGUGAUAAAGUGAACAGAAUAUUGUACUAACCACUAAAGAUCGUUAAAUAUACUCAAUGCAAUAAAAAUUAUCAAACCUUAAGUUUGUUUUACCCCUCAGUAACCAACACUAUUAUCCUCAGCUGUAAACAUGAUUUCAAAUGCACUGUGUAGCUAAAAACACUACAACAGUCAGUGACUUUUCUAAGACUACAGAUGUUAAGUCUAGGUUUUGCUCCAAAUUUAACCAUUUCAUGACAGAGAGAAGGAUGUGCAUCCUGUUGAGCUCUAGGUGCCUUCACUAGGUAAGCUUCGCCCCCCAAAAUCGUAACAACGUAAAGCAUGAAAAAAUAAAACAAAAAUUUAACAAAAAGACACAAGGGAAGGCAACUUCAUAGAAGUUAGGAGAACAAAUGACAAGAUAAUCCCAAUGGGGAGGCCUUUUGUGUGGCCAGAUAAGAAGCACUGAGGAGGGAAAUCCUUGUUUAUUUUCCCUGACUUUAUAAAGUUUACACUCAUUCACCUGACUCCUGAAGCAGGAAGAUGUACUCUCAAAGCCAGAUCAUGUGCAUUCACUCAAAAAAAAAACAAAAAACAA
Messenger RNA from Lates calcarifer (barramundi perch), 4306 nucleotides. RefSeq lists its product as uncharacterized. The record is from RefSeq and is a predicted model, not a curated record. Gene Ontology annotation, molecular function: oxidoreductase activity. NCBI's taxonomy places the organism in Eukaryota, Metazoa, Chordata, Actinopteri, Centropomidae. The coding region runs from base 176 to 1033 and encodes 285 amino acids. The transcript is spliced from 8 exons.